UACCACAACAAAGCCUCCGCUUCCCGUCAUCCACCGGGUCAGAAAUGAAACUAAACGAACAGCGGCGAAGUUUCCACCUUUGCAACUGCGACAUGUUGACUGACAGCGACCAGUUCAACCGACGGGGACGUGAUUCAUUAGAAUAAUUAGAUGAAGAAGAAAAGACAAAUGAUGCAGCGAGUUUCUCUUCCACCGAAAUGAAAGUAGAGUUGAGUUUCUAUAGGUUUAGUAAUGAUGAGGGAGUGAUUCACCUGCUGUUUGGUUGAUGAACCGAUAACAGGAGAUAAGUGAGGUUUCUCGUCUGACUUCACGUGAAAUUUGUCACACGACUCAGCUGACUCCACAUCACACAGCCCACGAUGUCUGAUGACAAAACCAUCGUUUUCUUCGACCUGGAGACAACUGGAUUAGACACUACAAUAUGUGACAUCAUCCAGGUGUCGGCCGUCUGUGGAGAGAGGAUGUUUAACGUCUACACGCUCCCCCGCACCGCCCUCACCGAGAGCGCCAAGGAGGUCACAGGCUUCACCGUCAGCGACGCCGGCCUGUUUCUCCGAGGGACACCCGUGGACACCACCCCUCUCGUCGACGCUCUCACCUCCUUCAUCGCCUUCCUUCGCUCCUUCCGCCGGCCCGUGCUUCUGGCAGCACACAGCGUGCGGCGGUUCGACGCGCCUGUGAUCACCAGAGUGAUGCGACAGUGCUCCCUGCAGCGGGAGUUCCAGCAGGUGGUGUCUGGUUUCUUGGAUACCUUCCUGCUAAGCAAGAGUCUCUUCCCCGGACUGGUCAGCUAUUCUCAGGAGAAAAUGGUUCGUCAGUUCCUGAGAAAGACCUACAACGCCCAUAAUGCUAUGGAGGACGCCAGGAUGCUGCAGGAGCUGUACAACCAUUGGAAUCCUGACAGGUGGAAUAUCAGGAGCGUCACCUUCAAGACGACAUUUUUCUAAAAAAAAAAAAAAAGAAAACCAAUCUGGCUGCGCAAAAAAAAUAUGCCUUUUAUAAAUGAUUUUUAAAUUAUUUUAAUUGAAGUUUUGUUCUCAUUGUGUACCUUCAGGCCUUUGGACAAACUGACAUUUGGAACAUUUACAGAAUAAUGAAAUGAAGCAAAGUAGAUUUUAUUCUUUUUAUGACUGGACACAAUAAUGAAUGUUACAUCCUCAAAUUCACAGAUAUGUCAUGUUCAUACUGUAUGAAUAUCUUCUGUUUUGUGACUUUGUUCUGAAAAUGUAACAUGUCUCAUGCUCAGAGGUCUUUCCAAUAAAUACAGUUCAGUCACAGUUUUCCCACAAUAA
Thunnus maccoyii (southern bluefin tuna) is the source of this 1292-nucleotide messenger RNA. RefSeq names its product DNA polymerase III subunit epsilon-like. The coding region runs from base 360 to 947 and encodes 195 amino acids. NCBI's taxonomy places the organism in Eukaryota, Metazoa, Chordata, Actinopteri, Scombriformes, Scombridae. The transcript has 3 exons. Gene Ontology annotation, biological process: DNA catabolic process. Gene Ontology annotation, cellular component: cytoplasm. The record is from RefSeq and is a predicted model, not a curated record. Gene Ontology annotation, molecular function: 3'-5'-DNA exonuclease activity; nucleic acid binding.